UAUAUAUAGGGUGCCUCAUCCAAGAAUGUGUUACCAAAAUAUCAGAAACAAACGAAAUUCAAGCUAUCAAUUCCCUCUUUCCCAAUGGCACACCCUGGUUCCAACACACCAACAGCUAACCCUGUAUCGAUUAUCGGCCCUCAUUUUUGUGUUCCUUACCCCAUUGAACUUGCAGUUGCCAGCAAGAUUUUGACCAUCACUGAUGGCAACUUUCUAGUUACAGACAGCAAUGGCAAUAUCAUUUUCAAAGUUAAAGGAACUUUUCUAACCAUCAAUGACCGUCGAGUCUUGCUAGACGCUGCCGGAAAUCCCAUUGUCACUCUCAAACAGAAGUUAAUAAGUGCACAUGAUAGAUGGCAAGUCUUCAGGGGAGAUAGCACGGACUCAAGUGAUCUUAUCUUUUCAGCUAAACGAUCUUCGAUGUUUCAGUUAAAGUCCAAUUUAGAUGUGUUCUUGGCAAACAACAUAAAGGAGGAUGUCUGUGAUUUUAAGGUUAAAGGCAGUUGGUUGGAAAGAUCCUGUGUUAUUUAUGCUGGAGAGUCUUCCAAAAUCGUUGCUCAAAUGCAGAAGAACCACACAGUUGAAAGCAUCUUGACAGGAAAGGACAAGUUCAUGGUGACAGUUUAUUCCAACAUCGAUUAUGCAUUCAUCGUAGCCCUUAUCGUGAUUCUUGAUGGGAUAAAUAGUACUGAGGGCGUAGGCGUUUGAGAAGGUUUCCAAUUGCUUGGAAACGAUAAAUCUUGAAUCUGUUGUUUUAUGAUAAUUUCCUUUAUGUUGUCAAAUUAGCUCUGUAUAAUUAGUUUUCCAUCAUUUGUACCCAAUUGAGUGGAUUUUUUUUUUUUUCAAUGUAAAGAAAGUAUAUGACAUGUUUUGUAUUGGAGUGAGCCUAGGAUUAACAAUUGCUUUACUUAGAGCCAAAAGUGUUGACAUAACGGUUGAAUAAAGGCGGCUUUUGUUUGAUUAAAAACAAUACUUCCUACU
Durio zibethinus is the source of this 981-nucleotide messenger RNA. Its product is annotated as protein LURP-one-related 10-like. Lineage: Eukaryota; Viridiplantae; Streptophyta; Magnoliopsida; Malvales; Malvaceae. The record is from RefSeq and is a predicted model, not a curated record.